AACCACAAGUCCCAGCAUUCACAUACUUGACAGAGAGAGUCUCAGUCGUAGGUAAACAACCUCUGAUUUUGUUUGUGUGUGGCUCAGUGCUGUAAAGGAGGAGGCGUGGCCUAUCACCAUGGCCACAGGACAACAACAGGUCACACAAUACAAUAGCCGUAUGCUAAGUCACUAGACCUCCUGGCUGCAGACUUUGGUGCCCUGCUAUCUCUCUGCAUUAUUUUGUUUCGGUGCUAUUAUAAUGGCUCUGGAAAGGAGACAAGACUGGCAUCUAACCAGUACCGGCGUUGGGCACAACUACAGGGCUCAGGUUCCUUUCCCCCCUGCACACAUCCAGUCAUCCCUCUUCGAGCCUCUGCCACCAGUGCAGCAGCAGACGAGUGACAUCAGAGCAUGUGAUGGACUGAUCAGUAUAUAUGAGACGACCUCGGGCAGCGCUCAUGCCAGGAAGUACCCAGGGGGUGUCCUGGCGCAGCCCAACCACCCUCUCCCUCCACCUCAUUGGAAGGUUCAUUAUAACAAGGAUCUGUGGGACAAGCUAAAACUAAGGGAAUGGAGGACCCCACUGGAUCCAGUAAACCAGAGCUCCGAAAUGAAAUCACAAUUCCUGGGGGCUCCAGCUCAGGCCACCACCAGCACCUUCCACGCAGGACCUCAGCCCUUCACUCUGGAAAAUCACCUCAACAAGGGACCAUCACAGUCAUUAGUGGCAACUACUGAAAACAAGAUUGUGUCUGGAGAACCUUUCUAUAUAAGAGACAAUGGAGUCUUGAGCCUGAAUGACAUAUAUGCGUCCACUACGGCGCGGGACUUCCGGGCAUUUACCACGAAAGAACUGGAGGGCUAUGCCAAAAAAGAUGCCUUAACAUACUGGCAGGCUGAGGAUUACCCUAAGGCCUGGGGGCAUGGCAUGAAAGAGAACCCUUUGCCCAAGGAGAUGCUGCCAACACUUCGUCGCCCCCCUCCAAUGCGUGACACCAUGCAGUUUCCCGUAGCCACAAAAUUGCCACGGAUACCGCCACGUGCAAAAUCUGUCCCUCACAGAGGACUUAAAACUCUGGCACAGGAGACCUACCACUGGCCCCUGGAUGCCAAAAGGUCCCGGGAUGUUUACUGCCCGCUGGAAUGCCCCUGGACAAUGCCACAUCCCGGAGCUGAGAUAACAUCCGUGCCUAAGAUGUACGAAAAAGAAUAUGAUACGUAUGGCAGUAACCGGCCAGUUGCCGUGUAACACAAGGCACAAUAAACGGUCCAACUGAAA
Molecule: messenger RNA, 1261 nt
Organism: Pseudophryne corroboree (corroboree frog)
Lineage: Eukaryota; Metazoa; Chordata; Amphibia; Anura; Myobatrachidae
Gene: SAXO3
Product: stabilizer of axonemal microtubules 3
Exons: 5
Coding region: 242-1231 (329 amino acids)
Source: RefSeq, a predicted model, not a curated record